AUGGCUACUACUUUUACACAUCUCCUGGUCAGUCGAAAAACCGCUGUCUUGGUUGCAACAGUCAGCACUGGAGCUAUGGCUACGGGAUACGUAUUAAAUCACCAAAAUGUGAAAGCUGGAUCUUUCGGACGACAGAAAUUAUUUCCUCCAAGUGCAGACUACCCAGAUCUUCGUAAACAUAACAACUGCAUGGCUGAGUGCCUCACUCCAGCAAUCUAUGCCAAACUGAGGGACCAGAUGACUCCAGCUGGCUAUACACUGGAUCAGUGCAUCCAAACUGGUGUUGAUAAUCCUGGACACCCUUUCAUUAAAACCGUGGGAAUGGUUGCAGGAGAUGAAGAAUCCUACAAGGUAUUUGCUGAGAUUUUUGAUCCAGUUAUCAAAGUAAGACAUAAUGGCUAUGACCCCAAACUAAUGAAGCAUCACACUGACCUGGAUUCUUCAAAGAUUACCCAAGGGCAAUUUGAUGAGCGUUACGUUUUAUCCUCCCGUGUACGCACAGGCCGAAGCAUUCGUGGCCUGAGCCUCCCUCCCGCCUGCUCCAGGGCAGAGAGAAGAGCUGUUGAGAGUGUCAUUGUCACUGCUUUGGCUGGGCUGAAAGGAGACCUGGCUGGAAAGUAUUAUAGCCUGACAACUAUGUCGGAAAAGGAGCAACAACAGCUAAUUGAUGACCAUUUCCUAUUUGAUAAGCCAGUUUCCCCUUUGCUAACUUGUGCUGGAAUGGCCCGUGACUGGCCAGAUGCCAGAGGAAUAUGGCAUAACAAUGACAAAACAUUCCUCAUCUGGAUCAAUGAAGAGGAUCACAUUAGGGUGAUCUCCAUGGAAAAGGGUGGCAAUAUGAAGAGGGUUUUUGAAAGAUUUUGCCGUGGACUGGUAGAGGUUGAAAGAUUAAUUAAAGAACAAGGAUGGGAGUUUAUGUGGAAUGAACAUUUAGGAUACAUCCUGACCUGUCCAUCUAAUCUAGGAACUGGAUUACGUGCAGGAGUUCAUGUUAAACUUCCAAAACUUAGCAGGGAUCCUAGAUUUUCAAAGAUCCUGGGAAACCUGAGACUUCAGAAGCGUGGUACUGGUGGAGUAGAUACAGCUGCUGUAGCAGAUAUAUAUGAUAUUUCCAACCUAGAUCGCAUAGGCCGAUCAGAGGUGGAACUUGUCCGGUUAGUCAUCGAUGGUGUGAAUUAUAUGAUCGAUUGUGAGAAGAAGUUGGAGAGAGGUCAAGACAUCAAGACACCGCCAGCACUGCCCCAGUUUGGCAAGAAAUGAAGCUGCUUCUGGUGAUUAUCAUCUGACUGGAAACUU
Messenger RNA from Candoia aspera, 1296 nucleotides. It is a transcript of the gene CKMT2, whose product is annotated as creatine kinase, mitochondrial 2. Gene Ontology annotation, cellular component: mitochondrion. Gene Ontology annotation, molecular function: creatine kinase activity. Gene Ontology annotation, biological process: phosphocreatine biosynthetic process. The transcript is spliced from 9 exons. Bases 1 to 1260 code for a protein of 419 amino acids. NCBI's taxonomy places the organism in Eukaryota, Metazoa, Chordata, Lepidosauria, Squamata, Candoiidae. The record is from RefSeq and is a predicted model, not a curated record.